Pieris brassicae (large cabbage white) is the source of this 1445-nucleotide messenger RNA. It is a transcript of the gene Prx4, whose product is annotated as peroxiredoxin-4. The record is from RefSeq and is a predicted model, not a curated record. Gene Ontology annotation, cellular component: cytosol; endoplasmic reticulum. Gene Ontology annotation, molecular function: thioredoxin peroxidase activity. NCBI's taxonomy places the organism in Eukaryota, Metazoa, Arthropoda, Insecta, Lepidoptera, Pieridae. The transcript is spliced from 4 exons. Bases 165 to 908 code for a protein of 247 amino acids. Gene Ontology annotation, biological process: hydrogen peroxide catabolic process; cell redox homeostasis; response to oxidative stress.
GCUGUCGACGCAAGGUGAAGUUGGUGGAGAGGUAACCGGUCGACUUGUUGACUGCUAACGUGUCGGUUGUUUGUUGGUUUGGUAUCCUUUUAGUUGAAUAUUUGUAAAUUGUUUUGAAUAUCGAUAAAUACACAUAUUUUCAUAAGUUUAUAAAUAUUUUUAUCAUGAUAAAACCAAUAUACCUACUUGUUUUACUUUUAUGUCUCACAAGAUACUGUAAUUCAACUUUAUUUGAAUCUGAUUCUUGUUAUUCUUUUGGAAGCGGCAAUGUAUUUCCCGGUGGAGCUAGAAAAAUCGACCACAAACUACAAUUUACUAAGGCUAUGAUUUCAAAACCAGCCCCUGAGUGGGAAGCUACAGCUAUUGUAAAUGGAGAAAUCACCCAAUUAAAACUAUCAAGCUUCAGAGGGAAAUAUUUAGUAUUUUUCUUUUAUCCUCUAGAUUUCACUUUUGUAUGCCCUACUGAAAUUUUGGCUUUCUCAGAAAGAAUUGAAGAGUUCAAAAAACUUAAUACUGAAGUAGUGGCGUGUUCUGUUGACUCCCAUUUUACACAUUUAGCAUGGAUUAAUACCCCCCGUAAGGAAGGUGGACUUGGUAAAAUUAAUAUUCCACUUGUGAGUGAUCUGACACAUUCUAUAGCUAAAGAGUAUGGUGUAUAUUUAGAAGAUUUAGGACACACAUUACGAGGUCUCUUUAUUAUUGAUGAUAAGGGGGUUCUGAGACAGAUAACUAUGAAUGACUUGCCAGUUGGCAGAUCAGUUGAUGAAACCCUGAGGUUGGUCCAAGCCUUCCAAUAUACUGACAAGCAUGGUGAAGUCUGUCCAGCUGGAUGGAAACCAGGUCAAGACACUAUUAUACCAAACCCAGAAGAAAAAAGAAAGUACUUUGAGAAAGUCUCCCAUAACUGAUGGAGCCAUUAUUUCCUAUUUAAAAGACACUUAAUAUUUAUCUUUUAAAGUUUUGUUUAUAAAUACUGUGCAAACUAUGAAAGGUAACUUAAUUUAAUGUGAUUUAACUCCCUUAAAUGUUGAAAUAAUUUAACUAGUUGGUUUCCCUUGAACACACAAUAUAAUGUUGCUGGCCAUAGAACAACUCUAUAACACCAGGAAUUGCAGGCCCUUGCUAUUUAGGAUUUACACUAGUUUUUUGCCUUUCAAGACUACUAAAUAUGAUAAAAUGGUGUGAAAGUUUAUUGCAUUUAUGUUUAUAAUAUAAAGUUUAGGUCACAAAUUAUAAUUCCCUAUAUUUUCAACAACAUGUUAUUUCAAUUUCAAAUUCAAUUUGCAUAAUAAUAAGGAAACUACGAAAAAGUUAUUAAAUAUGUCAACUUUUUUACAUACUUGUAUAUAAUUAAUUAAUUAGUACAAGGUGUUUUAACGAAAGCACUUUAUUUUCGUAACUAAUUUAUUAGUAGUUUGUACAUUGAAGUCAUCACGAUUAAUUAU